AUGGCUAAGGAAAGCUUUUGGUCUCCCGUCUCCAAGCCGACAGGUGAAGAGCUUGAAAAGGUGAUCUUCUUGACAUUUCUCCGGAACAUCUUUUCCACACAACAUGCUUCUGCGAAUCGAGAAGCGGCGCGCCUGGAACGAAAACGGCAUCGGCUGUCUCAGCAAAAACAGAAAGGGGAGAGACAGGAAAAGACUGCAGAGGCAUGGGAGGACGAGGAAGGAGGAGCAGGGCCGUUAGUUCACAUCAUUGCAUCUCUGGUGCACUCAGCAGGGGUGCCGUACAAACCGCCUAUGAAGGAGCCAAACACAGUUGCGUCAGAGCCCGCCCUAGUGGGUGUAGAGGUGGCAACAAGCGACAAUACACUCCAGCCAGCAGCGGAAGCAUCACGUGAAGGGGUCUCCGCAGAGUCCGCCAACGUCAUCCAGAAACCCCGAAGCGCACUUGCUACUCUCGUUGAAAAUGCUCGUCUAAAGGAGAAAUUGCAAAAAACAGAACACUCUGAAGCAAAUAUCGACAACUUCAAAGUGUCACCUAUGCAACAUUCACCCCGCGGCAGUGCAAGGGUCAAUCUCCCGUUGGAAGGUCGUGAUAAUCCAUCUGAAUCUGACCAGCUUGGAGAUGAGUUUGGUGUAGCGCUGCCUCUUAGGCAUUCUACAGAUGACGGCAGCAAUGCGUCGUCACACCCGGCUGAAAUUCCUCUGGCGAAGCAUCCCUCCCAGAUGUCUCAGGAGGAAUUCCUGCGUCAAUUCAAGCGUGCUCCUCGUCGGGGAGAAAUAGGGUAUGAUGCAGAGGGUGUCGCUGCAGCCGAGGCCGUUGGAUACGUCAUGAGUGGCUCCAGGAAUAAGGAAAAGCAACACUAUGUAGACAGUAUUCAAAGAAAACUGCAUGAAAAAGAAGCUCGAAAGCUUCGACUGCAAUUCAGAAAAGUUGAAGAUGAAAGGAGCGAUAAUACAAUGGUUCAAGCCAUCCUCGCAAUGGUAAAUGCAAAAACUCACCAUGAAGGCAACUAA
Molecule: messenger RNA, 1011 nt
Organism: Trypanosoma conorhini
Lineage: Eukaryota; Euglenozoa; Kinetoplastea; Trypanosomatida; Trypanosomatidae
Exons: 1
Coding region: 1-1011 (336 amino acids)
Biological process (GO): regulation of gene expression
Cellular component (GO): nucleus
Molecular function (GO): chromatin binding
Source: RefSeq, a predicted model, not a curated record